Messenger RNA from Linum trigynum, 3037 nucleotides. The record is from the annotation of a GenBank genome assembly. Lineage: Eukaryota; Viridiplantae; Streptophyta; Magnoliopsida; Malpighiales; Linaceae.
CGUAAAAUACAUUUGUUGUCUACACUCUAAAGUUUCUCUCAAUAUAUUCCACUAAACAAUCAUUAGCGAACUGAUAGUCAAUUCAACUUUGAAUCGUGUUCUUGGGGUUGUUUGGAUGAGUUAUUCUGAUGAGUCACUCAUGUUAUUAUAACUUUUUUGGGGCAGAAUAAGUCAAAAUGAGUUAUUUGGGACAUAAUAUCCAACGCGCUGAUGAGUUAUUUGGAAACUUGUAUUAUUUACAAAUAACUCAAAAAAUGAGUUAUUCUAAAUAACUCCUACCCCAUGUUAUUUCCAACCUUGUCCCUUCCUUUUUUUUCCUCUCUCCUACUUUGAGCGCAUUAUGAUAUUUGCCCCUUUUAUGAUACCAGAUAAAAGGCGUGAAAAAAGCUUCGAGCUUUAUGAAAGAAAAAGUGCACGACUAAGUUUAGUGUUUUCGCCAUCAACAAUGGUCGCACCACCAUCAGUAGGCUUGCCACCGCCGAAAGGAAAAAACCAUCACAUACGACCAUUAGAGCGAGGCAUACGACUUUGGGAUCCUCUUCAUCGAGCGGUAAAAAGUGUUCGAGAAACAGCCCAACAAAAAAAAGGUUAGGGCAAUGGAUUAGGAACAAGGCUCGAAGGAGACUAGUCAAGAGACACAUAUGGAGAAAGGGGAGAGUAUGAAGGAAUCUGUUCACAACACGAUGAAAAGCAUUAUACCAACCAUGGAGGCCAUGAUCGAGCAUCUUCAACCUACCCAGGAAGAGAAGGAUGAUCAACCUAUUGAGGAGCUUCAAGAAGAAGACCAUCUCAAGGUCAAUGAAUUUGAUGAGGAAGAAGAUGAUCUUACAACUUCUGAAGAAGGAGAGAACGAGAUACAGUCCCUAGGAGUAGCAAUGGAGGAAGAAGAUUGCAGUAUUGAAGAACUUAUACUGACCCAAACCUUAUUGGAUUGGUGGGAAGAGGUUGAAGGCUUUUCACCACUCGAAAGCUUUGAACACUUCCUACACCUUCUUCAAUCUGAAUCCAUAAAUAAUCUACCUACCAAGGAAUCCACCAUUGGAAACAUCUAAGGAGGAAGAAUCCAAUAUGAUGACCCCCUUGAACCUCUUAUUCAAAGUUGAACAAAACCCUUGGAAUCAAACACUGAACAAGAAAUCAUGGAGGAGAAUUCAAACAAGGAUGAUCAACCUCAAAUGGAGAAUGAAGGUGAGGAGCCACUAAAGAAGCAACCAUAUCAACAUAUUCAUUCAAAGGAGGGGCUUCAAGAGGAGCCACCUAUAAAAAAUGUUGAUGAUUAGACCAACAUGGCGUCCAACCUAGAAAAGGAGCAAGAUGCCACCACCAUACAAAACAUCGCAGAGGAGUUCAACAAAAAUGAUAAAUAAUUUAGCUCAAUGGAGGGAACUUCAAGCCACAUUCCUCUUGAGUUCAACUUAAUUUAGUAGGAAGAAAUUGAUGAAGAAUGCAACUUUGAUCUUGGAGAAGAAGGAGCCUCUACAUUAUCCUCUACAACAAUGGAAGAAAAUCAAGGAGUAGCAAUCCCACCUACUCUAAGCAAUGAUGUGCUCUGCAUACAAGAACUAAGCCUUAAAGUGUAUGGACCCCUUCAAGAUACCCUUAGAUCAUCUUCUCAAAGAUCUACACAAACUCUGGAAAACUAGAACUUUGAGUAAGUAAGGUUAGAGCAUGAAGUGUUUACCAUUUACAAGGCAUUCUUGGUGAAGAGAUGGAGGAUGAAAUUUCUGAAGUUGGAGACCAUGAAGAAAAAUUAUAAAUCUUGGUGGAGAUGCAUCAGGAAGUCAAGCCAAAUCUCACUCGACUACUAGAUGGAGAUCCCUUUGCAUAAUUUCUGGAGAGCCAUGAGACUAUAGCGUCUUAUUUAACCCAAAGAGGGGAAUAUAUGAGUCCCUCAUUGUAUCGUUACUUCUACCACACUUCUAAUGCUCAUAAAUCAAAGUCUUGGGUAAAAGGUACUAGGUGUAGACUAAGGUGGUUACUACUUCAUGGUCCACUAUCAAGCCUAAAGAAAGAGGGCAAUCAACUGGAUCCUGCAAUCAAUAUGAUGGAUUUAAAGGAAGCCAUAAGUUGGGGAGCUUAAAGAACAAAGAGUUAUGCAUAGCUAAGGCAACAAAGAAAGAUCUCUUCUUGAGAGGCAACCCAUGUCGCGAAUCCAACUUAAGGAUGUAAGAUAAAAGUGCUACCGAGGGGACAACCCGUAUUUUCUACCUUGUAUGACUUAUUUUCAUAUUUAUGUAAGGAGGAGAAGCACUUGUUCUCUGUGUUUUUUUUGCUUUGAUAGUUUGAUUGUUUUCAAAAAUCCAUACGGAAAUGAAGGGAAAAAUGGAUCAAGGAGAUCCAAUGGUGUAAAAACCCCUCUCAUAUGAAUAAUCCUUCAAGAACAAGGAAAAUAAACUCAGCUAAUGAGAAGGAAGAGCAGUGGAGGCUCCAACUGUCACCCAACCGCUGCUACGAAAAAGGCCUUCACGAUGAAAAAUAUCAUUCUCCUACACAAGGAACCAAGCAAAACCAUCUUCUGCAAGCAAAAGAAUGGUGAGUCAUCCUGCCGCACCACCCCCGCUAGCAGAAUCGCUGCUCAGGUGGCCGUCUAUGCGCUCUUCCGUAGCCAGUCUAGCUCGCUGUUGUCUCCUGAGCUGGCGACAGGUGCGGUCAAUCUCUGGAUUCAACGGCAGUAAACCUCCCGACUGGCUACGGGUCAUGCACUACCUGCACACACUCAAGCAACAAACCCGUGAAGGCACAAGUGGGACAAAGAAAACAAAGCAAAAAGAAAAGCUAAAUUAACAGAAAUCACUUUUCUUCAACAACCUAGCCGUCCCCGGCAACGGCGCCAAAAACUUGACUCGACUCUACUGUCACUCCAGGAAUUGGCCAAGUGUAACCACUUCCUAAAGCGUAGUAUAGCGGGUUUAGGUUUAAUUAUCAACCCGGGUCCUAGAUCUGAUGACUACUCAGUGAAUUCUUGUUAUCUAGCAAUGAAACUGGAAUGCAAGUCUAACUAACAAACUAACAAAGCAAGUAAACGGUUGUAUUCAGG